Ruditapes philippinarum (Manila clam) is the source of this 652-nucleotide messenger RNA. RefSeq names its product transmembrane protein 104-like. NCBI's taxonomy places the organism in Eukaryota, Metazoa, Mollusca, Bivalvia, Venerida, Veneridae. The record is from RefSeq and is a predicted model, not a curated record.
AUUUUGUGACGUUCUAAGCUGCAGAUCAUAUGACAACAACAACAAAAUGUCUUGACAGAUAGAAAGAAAACAUUAAAACGAACAGAAAGUCACCUCCUCCCUCUUUUAAACUUAAAAGUGUUCUGAUCUUUGUUGGAACAUUGACAUCUGCAACCAUGGCUGGCGAUAUCAAUGAGAUUGGCACCCAAUUUUCAAAGAGUGUUGGGUUGAUAUACAUUUUCAACUUGAUUGUUGGUACCGGAGCUCUUACAAUGCCCAGAGCUUUUGAACAGGCUGGAUGGGUUCUAAGCUUGGUCAUAAUUAUUGUUCUAUCUUUCAUGAGUUUUAUGACAGUAACAUUUGUAACUGAAGCUAUGGGUAUAGCUAAUGCUUUACUGAAGAAACACAACACACACAGAACUAGUGUAAAUGCUGGUGCUGAAGAUGAUGACGAAGUUGAACCAUUGCUGGCUAAUGGAAGACAUGUUAAUGAAGAACCUCCAGAUGCCAACCCAUUUGAAAUAUCCAUGAGAACAGAGCUGGGUCACAUGGCUGGGCUGUUUUUCAAUAAAAUUGGGUUGUUUGUAUUUAAUGUGACUAUAGUCAUCUAUUUGUAUGGAGAUUUGUCUAUAUAUGCUGCAGCAGUGCCAAAAUCUAUCAGGGAUAUUUCAUG